Messenger RNA from Aspergillus aculeatus ATCC 16872, 271 nucleotides. RefSeq lists its product as uncharacterized. Bases 63 to 236 code for a protein of 57 amino acids. The record is from RefSeq and is a predicted model, not a curated record. The transcript has a single exon. NCBI's taxonomy places the organism in Eukaryota, Fungi, Ascomycota, Eurotiomycetes, Eurotiales, Aspergillaceae.
CAUUCUCUGCCUUAUAUUUACGGAUUAGUUCAGCAUCCAGUCUCGGUCGCAUUGCAUUGGAAAUGUACGGUUCUAAUCAGGUGUGGAUUUUGGAUACUGGAAUCGGGCAUUCGCAUGGAAGCUUUGGGUACUUACUUAUUGGGAUGGAUUUGGGAUUUUCUGGACCGGUCUGGCUGGCACAUGGGAGGACGAACUGUAUUAUCUUAUCCUGUACAUAUUUGGGGGCUUACGGCUAAUGCAACCUGGUCCCGUGCUAAUGAACAAUCACUUG